Messenger RNA from Gekko japonicus, 1423 nucleotides. RefSeq names its product toll-interleukin 1 receptor (TIR) domain containing adaptor protein (gene TIRAP). The record is from RefSeq and is a predicted model, not a curated record. Bases 332 to 979 code for a protein of 215 amino acids. Gene Ontology annotation, biological process: signal transduction. NCBI's taxonomy places the organism in Eukaryota, Metazoa, Chordata, Lepidosauria, Squamata, Gekkonidae. The transcript has 4 exons.
CACACGCUCUUUCCCCCACGUCUGCGGCCUCCAGGCGUUGCCAAGAGCGGAGGCGGCACUGUGGGUUGCCCAGACAAGCCCCGAGUUGAGCAGCUGCUUCCUUCUUGCAAACUCAGGAAGAGUGAGUUUGCCAACUCCUCGCUGCCACCUGAAAAGCUGAUCCGGUUUCCCGCUUGGCGUCCACCCGUGGCCGAUACAGCAAGAGUUGACCUGAGUUAAGUUCCGGUGUAAGCGGGGGAACGGGACAUCCCUUCUCAAGCCUUUUUUCUGACCCGUUGACUUGCAAAGGAAGAGAGACGCAGAUGCUUCUCACCUGAAACUUAGUCCUGAUAUGGCUGGCUUGUUCAAGUGGCUCCCACGGAAGUCCAGGCAAAGUUCAAACUCUUCAAGGAGCUCUGCGGACAAUGCUUCUCCACCUUCGCCCUCUCCUCAUCAGGGGCAGGGCUCGAACUCUCUAGCCAGCAGUUCGGUGAAUAGCGCCAAACAGACAUCCUCCACCUUCCACGUGAACAUCAGCAGCUCCGACAGCGCACGCUGGAAGAAACUGUAUGACGUGUGCAUCUGCCACAGCGAGGGGGACCUCGAAUUUGUGGAGCAGAUGGUCUACUACUUGGAGAGCCAACCUGAGUGCUUCCGUUGCUUUCUUCAGUUGCGGGAUGCGGUCCCAGGGGGCGCCAUGGUUUCGGAACUGUGUGAGGCUGUCCAGAACAGCCAUUGCUGGGUGCUGUUCAUCACCUCCAGGUUCCUCAAGGAUCCUUGGUGUGUGUACCAAAUGCAUCAGGCCUUGAUGGAGGCGCCGAUGGCCAAUGGGCGCAUCAUCCCUGUGCUGAAGGACAUUGACCGCAGAGACUAUCCGAGGGAGCUCAAAUGCAUCUAUUACAUCAACGUUACGGUCCAGGAGAAAGGCUUUGGGCAGGUCAAAGAGACGGUGAUGCGCUAUCUGCGGGAACUAUGUAAAAAUGCAAGCAGAAGCGAUUAACUGGAACACGGACUAAACAUUGAGACUUUGGACUAUUGGGCAAAAGCACUUUUGAUACAAGCUAAAGCUGAAGGAUGCCUUUGCUCGCAUGGGAUACGUGAAGCAUGUCGUUCCUUCCCCCUGACCCAUCUCACCACUGAAGGGAAGACUUUGUGUUCUUUGGCAUUCCGCUAUCUGGAAGAGACAUGGGUGUGCACUAAAUGGCAUCUAAGCGGCCUGCUCUGUUGCGGGAACAUUCAUUGUUUAUAAACGGCAAUGGAAACAUGUUCUCGUAGCCCAUAUAUUUGAGACUUCCGAGGGCCCAACAAAGUCCUGGGGUUGAUGGUAAAAGUAUUAGGCGUACACUAAAUUCUGUUGUAUGUGAAGUGUGUGUGCUUUGAACUCACUGUGUGAGUUCCGAGAAGAAAGUUCCCUUUUUACCAGAGGCCAAACCAACGGGAACCC